This is a messenger RNA of Athene cunicularia (burrowing owl), 6670 nucleotides long. It is a transcript of the gene ATMIN, whose product is annotated as ATM interactor. The coding region runs from base 65 to 2281 and encodes 738 amino acids. The transcript is spliced from 3 exons. The record is from RefSeq and is a predicted model, not a curated record. Gene Ontology annotation, molecular function: transcription cis-regulatory region binding; DNA-binding transcription factor activity, RNA polymerase II-specific. Gene Ontology annotation, biological process: regulation of transcription by RNA polymerase II. Gene Ontology annotation, cellular component: nucleus. NCBI's taxonomy places the organism in Eukaryota, Metazoa, Chordata, Aves, Strigiformes, Strigidae.
GGAAAGUGUCUUCAACUCAUGGAGGUGUGUAAACUUAGUGAGCCAAAGUUGAUGUGUAUUUUGAAUGUUGUCUUUAAUACACAAACCUGUAGAAUUGUCAAAUUCUCUAUUGGUUCUUUUUCAGGAUGGAAAAAUUAAUGCACCAAUAAGGAAGGGUCUGAAAACUUCACAGAAAUUCUACUGCUGUCCUAUUGAAGGCUGCCCUAGAGGACCAAACAGACCAUUUUCCCAAUUUUCUCUUGUAAAACAGCACUUUAUGAAAAUGCAUGCUGAAAAGAAGCACAAAUGUGAUAAAUGUAGUAACUCCUAUGGUACAGAAUGGUAUUUGAAACGGCACAUAGAGGUCUGUGGCAAGACUUUCCAGUGUACUUGUGGGUGCCCUUAUGCCAGCAGAACAGCAUUACUGUCUCAUAUUUACAGAACCGGCCAUGAAAUUCCUGCAGAACACAGGGAUCCUCCAAGUAAGAAAAGGAAAAUGGAAACCUCCAUACAUAAUCAGCAGCUGGCAGAGAAAGCAAAUGAAGCAUUCAUCAGUACACGCAAUAAUAAUCCUGGCACUCAGGAAUUGGAGUCCUCUGAAGUGAAACUAGUGGCCUCUCUUGAAGGCUCCUGCAGUUCUAACUUCACAAACCAAAUGCAGCCAAGAAGUACACCGAAGAUGCUUCUACCAAAGCCUAAGGUGGCUUUGGUUAAACUUCCAGUGAUGCAGCUCGCUCACUUGCCUAUAUAUGUAUCUGCAACAGACUCUUCUGUCAAACCUGCUGUAGUGGCUGUUGAUAAUCAAGGUUCAGUUGUAAGUACUGUUCAUUUAUUGCCUCAAUCUAUAGGAAUUCUGAUUCCAGCACUGGAGGCAGAAACACUUGUAUUUAAAGAUAGUAUGCCUGUUUCAAAAGUGACAAAUUCUGGUGAUCAUGAACCAGUAAGCACUGGUGUACAAGUUGAGCUGGAUAAAUUUACAUCGAAUAACGCAGGGCAAGAGCUGGGGAAUGUUUGUCACAAGAAUAAAAUUUCUUCAAUAAAUAUACAGACUGACUUAUCUUGUAUUUCACAGAACUUUGUACCAGCUGCAGCCUGGACUCCCAAUUCUUCUGUAUCCUCUUGCUCUCAGACAGACCUGUCAUUCAGUUCACAGGUUUCGUUACCCAUCAGUGUGCAAACUCAGACGCUGCUGCCCGCUUCCAGACUGACUUCAUCCAUAGCUGCUCAGACUGACGCUUUCAGUCAGGUUUGUUUUCCAACGUGUGGCAUUUCUAGGGAGACUCAGACCAGUAGGACACAGGACUCUCUUGAUGGCAGAGUGCAAAUGGACCAGGCUGUAAUGUGCGGUGAUAUCUUUGACAACGUUCAUUCAUCAUAUAAUGUUUCUACUCACAUCGAACUUCCAGAAAACAAUUUAAUGCCUGCAAAUAUAGAUCAAACCUUGCUUCAAAGGAGUACUUGUAAGAGCCUGAAUCAAGAUACGGUGAAGUCUGAAUCCCUUAUCAGCUUCAAUACACAGACUAAUAUACUUCCACCUCAAAAUACGAUGGAUAAUCAAACCCAGACAAUGGACCUACUAAGUGAUCUGGAAAACAUCUUUUCAGGAAACAUGUCUGGCCAGACACUGGAUAAUCGUGGCCUUUUGUCCGAGACAAGUUCUAAUGCUGACACGCAUCUGCCAUCUGGUCCAUCACAGAGCACGGGAAUAGACUUUGACAUCGAAGAGUUCUUUUCAGCAUCCAAUAUCCAAACUCAGACUGAAGAGAGUGAGCUUGGUACCCUAAACUCUGAGCCAGUUUUGGAGUCACUGGACAUUGAAACUCAGACUGAUUUCUUAUUUUCAGACAGUGCCACUCAAUCAUAUAGCUGCCGAGGAAAUUCUAACUUCUUAGGUUUGGAGAUGUUUGAUACACAGACACAGACAGACUUGAAUUUCUUUUUGGACAGUAAUACACAUCUGCCUUUAGGAAAUAUUCUGAAGCAGUCUAGUUUCUCCAUGAGUACUGACUCAUCUGAUACAGAAACCCAGACAGAAGUAUAUCCAGCUACUAAAAGUACACCUACUCAGAAUAUUGAAAGCAAAGUCCAGCUCAGUAGCACUGAAACACAGACUAUGGAUAGCUGCUUUGAGAAUCUAGGGAGUUUAUUCCUUACCAGCAAUGAGACACAGACAGCAAUGGAUGACUUCCUUCUGGCUGACUUAGCCUGGAAUACAAUGGAGUCCCAGUUCAGUUCAGUAGAAACACAGACCUGUGAAGAGCUGUGCUCCUUGUUUCAGAGCUCAGACAAGCCCAGCCAUUGAGUACUACGUAAUAUAACUGUUUCCUGUGGUUUGAAAUUAAGUUAUUGGGGUGGGAGAGAUGGCUUGACCGAGUCAGCCACUUUGCAUUAUUGAAUGUAGUUAUCUUGAGCAGUUGGCCUAAGAGACUUUUCAUCCUGAAGGUACUCUAUUGUAUAUGUAACUACAUAAGCUGUGUGUGUGUAUAAAUGGGGAUAAGGGGGGGUUGUCACAUGUUAAUUAUACAUUUGAACCUUAAAAAAAAAAAAUUAUGUGGUGCCUAUGUUUUUUUCCUCAGACUUCUUUACAAAGCUGAUACUGCUUUCAUUUAAACAGAAUAACUUUUUUUAAGUUGUUCUGUCCUAUAUAUCUAUCUGUUCCUGGCUUACUUACAGGGUUCCAGUGUGCUGGACCAAAACCCUGACCUGUCCAAUUAAGAUGCUUCCCUGAACUUACGGGGGAGGAUUCUAUUAGUGUAAGCUACUUCUGUUUACUUUUUUUAGUAGCUUGUAUUUUAAAUCCAGCGUGAACAUAAUAAGCUGUAUUGUCUUCUUUUACUUUAUGUCUUCACAGCUCUUUCUCCUGCAUAAGUUGGUAUUUUCCACAAAACUGUCCAAUACACUAGACACAUACAGACUCUUGAAUUGUUGAAUAUAUUUAUUAUUAAAAAUAUGUAGAAAGCAGUACUUUUAAAUUUUUUUUUUUCUCUGAGUGGCACUGAUGCCCUUUGAAGGGUAGGAAGAGAACUUGGAAUACAUAAUUAUAGGGAAAUUUAGUAUGUUGUCCAUUUAGCUAGUGUAAUAAAUGGGACUAACAUUUUAGAAUCUUCAGGAGGAAUUUGCUUAAAUUAUUUCUGUCUGUAAGAUGCGGAUGUUACAAUGCGUGUGCCUUAAAGACUGGAAUAAUUUGUUUUCACUGAAAUUCUUCUAGCUUUAUUAAGAUAUAAGUUGAAAAAUGUCAAAACUAAUUCAUACCUCUAUGACAUUAGCAGAAAUCUUUAGAAAUGGGAAAUUAAAUUCUCUAAAAUAGUCACCUAGACUCCCCUUUUUGGACUUUCUGCUUCCAAAACCAAUUGGAAUCUGUACAACAGAGCUGGGAAAUCAUCUCACAGAGCCCUUUCAGAACAGCAGUGUCUUGCUUUUGCACAUUGAUCUGCAGCCCUCAGUUCCUGAGAAUAGUCAAAUUCAAACAAACUGAUUUUUCAGAGAAAAGACAUGACCUCUUAGAAUUUUUAAUAUUCAUCUUGUCCCUCAUACCAUUGUUUGUGGUAUUUUUCAUUUGCAUGGAAAAAAAAAAUUAAGCCAGUUGUGAAUGUACAUUGGAAUUUGGCCUUAACUGAUUUUUAUCUCUUACUAUAAUACCUGCAAAAUGUAGGCCUCUGGUUUUGUCCUGGAGGGUUUUAGUUUCUGUUACUUUAAAUGAAAAGAGAAACCCCUUCAUGUCAAGUUCCUGGGCCUGUAACAGACUUUACUCAUCCACUGUGAGAGGAGAGGCAUUGGCUGUGUAUUUACUAGGCAGCUCAUCAGUAAAUGUGUGUCCAAGCCUUAGUUUUUGAAGACUCACUGUUUUGUGCUUCAUAUGCUCAGCAAGGAGUGGGAGUUAAGUUACUCAUCCAUUGCAGCUAGCUUGUUUUGAAAAUGAGCACUACCUCUUUUUUUUUUUUUUGUCUCUUCCUACCACUCUUUAAAUUGCCGUAGUUAACACACUAAUAUGAUAAGCAGCUCUACUUUUACUGUAAAUAAUCUCUUUAGAUUAACCCUGAAACUCGUAUUUUCCUCCUGAAACCACAGCUGUUGUUGCCUGUUUAAUUUUUCAACAUUUCUAGCUGUGAUUUCAGAUACUUCCAGUCUUUAGCUGAAGAAACUGCAGAAAGGAAUCUUGCAGUUCUCCCCAGGAGUACAGUAAUUCUGCUUUGGGGAAAGUUCCCCCAGGUUUCACAGUACCUAGAGUUCUGAUCUUAAAGGUGGGAUAUGUUAAUUAAAGGAAGGCCUUGCUUGUAAUUCUGUUUCUUCUGAAGAUAUGACUGAUUCAUAUUUACUUGCCUCCUUUGAAAGUAGGAAAUAAAUGACAAAAUUAGGUUAAUUUAUUGCAUUCCUUUUCUAGUAAUGUUGCUUCUUCAUGUUUUAAAGUGUUUUCCCUUCUCCUUUCUUCCCCCUGGCUGGAAUACCAGAGAACAUCUCUUCAUAUGUAGGCUUCUGUGUUUCCCACGUGCAAGUUGUCAGUACUGACGCAUGAAAGAGGAGCAGUUACUAUAAAUCUGAUUGGGGAAAACUGCAUUUUCCCCAGCUGUAGAAGGCAGAAGUGAGAAACUGUUCAUUACCUCUGAAUUUAGAAAGUCUGUCUUUUUCCUGCAAGAGAAGGAAUCUUGGGUGAUGAGGAGCAGAAUUACAGAUGGCUUUGAAUUGUAGCCAUCUGAGAGCAGCUAGCAUUUAAAGAACUUUGAAACUAAUUUACAAAUCGGAAUGAGAAUUGCCAUGCUCUUAGGGUAUAAGCCAAAGCUCUCAACAUCAGUGACUAUCAGGAAAAAAAAAGCUUGUGUAGACAGAAUCUUACAAUGUAAAUGUUACUCAUUUAUUGUACUUUGUAAUUAAAAGUACUCAUGAGUUUUGUGUAUUUUAUUAGAAUAUGCAAAUAUGAUUCCCUUCCCUCAUCCAGUGUGUUUAAAAUAACUUGAACUUUAGUUAGGUGAACACAGUACUGCAACAUGAAAUUAUUUAUUGAAAGUGCAGUAUUAAGAAACUAUUAAAUAUGCCUGCAUUUCUUUAGGGAAGUGGAUCAUUCUGACCAAAAUUAGCUUGCUUCUUCACAAAUUUGCUUCUCCAAAUUAUUCAUAAAAGUCAGAAACAAGUUUGGAUCCUAUGUUGCUGCAUACAUAAGUAUUUUUGUGAAAAUGUGAAGACUGCAACCAGACUUCUUAGUUUGCUGAAUCCCACAGUAAAUGUAAUGAAACAUGAUCUGAGAUACUGUUGCUGAAUAUUAUGAAUUCUUCACAUUUGAACAAGCUCUUUAAAAUGGCUGAUUUUCUUUUUUGGCCAUUGUUUUAAAAAUAAAUUUCAGUCCAAACUAUUUCUUGGUAGGACUAAAAUUAUACUUAUCUCCAUUUUUCUGCAAUUUGCCUCUGAUUUUCAAGGCACUGUCUCUAUUGUUAAGUAUCAGUCAGCAGUGACUUAGUACUUUGCUUAUCUUCUUUGUAUCCUCUACUGCCAUUUUAACUGCUACACAAGAAGUAACAUCAGAUACUCCAUAGCCUCUUAGCACAAAUUUUUAUCUGGAAGUGAUACUAAUGUUACUUGUACUUACUCUCUGCAUUUCCUGCUGAAUUCUGUUAUGCUGUGAUUGCUGGAUCUUGAAAUGGAUGCCUGUGUAAUGCUACUCAAAAACUGAAUUGGUAGUUUUGUAGUUUCACUUGAGCUUUUUUUAGUACAUAAAAGAACCAAACAAAUUUGGGACACGCAUUCUAUGAGAGCAUAAGCACAAAACAGCUGAAAAAUGAGUGGUCUGUCUUGUUGCCUUUCAUAUUUGUCACAAUGCUAAAAGCUUGUAUGUCGCUAGAUAUAUGUUUCUUCUAAUUUUGGCUUUAUUUGCAUCUGUUUCUGCUAAUACACUUGUAAAUACUUCUUUCUGCUUUGGGUAGGGAGGGAAUCCUCCCCCAGCUCUUCAUGUCAGCCUAGAGAAAUUGGUAGUGUAAAAUCAGAGUUUACUAACGCUACGUAUUCUUAGCUAUGCAAAGCUGCUUGUGUCUAGAAAAUUUUCACUUCCAAAGGAUAUGAAAUCUUAUACACAUAUGUAUACUUGCAGCUGUAAAUUAAACAGCUGUAAAACAAGCCUUGUGAGACCUCAUCUGGUUUUGAACAAUUGAAUCGGUGUCUGUAACUUACUAUGUAACUAACACUCCUUACAAAUUUUAAUUCCAAGGCACAUACGCAGUCAUUUUUUCUGUUAAAAACAAAAGGCUGAAUUUCCUUGUUAGUCAUAUGUACCUUAAUUGUGUAGAGGCAACAGAACAAAGAAAGACGUCUGCCUUCUACGGUUUUAAAUCCUUAUCCUGCUAACACAUGCUCACGCGCUUAGUCAGAUCUGAAUUGGUUGUUUGGGGGGGUUUUUUGUGAGGCUGGGUAGAGAUGUGAGUGUUGGCAGGAUUGGGAUGUUGGGGUGUUAGGGGUUUUUUAAUAAUCUUUCAAAUAUAGGGGAAGUCAGUAGGACUCAUACAUACUGAAUCAACAUAGGGUGCUCAACUUGCAAAAGAAUACGUUACUGAAAUGACAACUCAGAAGUGAACCAAAUGUACUUGCCUUUAUCAUUAAGGUUGUACAGUUUCCUGUGCUUUAAUAUAUUUCUGACGUGCUGGGUUUUUUUAAACAUGAUCUUAAUGUACAAUUUGCUGUUCCAAAUACAUUCACACCAAAAUGUUGU